CAGCUUCUCGUUUUCCUUCUGCAGUUGGAGCCCAGAUUUUCGGCAGCGCCGAUGGCUGCGCUCCGCACCGCGCUGCUGCUGGCUCGGCUCCUGCUGGGGCAGCUCAUCCUCGUCCCGGCGUGGCUCUCGGGUGCAGAUGCCCAGGCGGGUCAGGGCUUCAAGGUGCACCAGCCCCAGAAGGAGGUGUCGGUGAGAGUGGGGGAGACGUUGACCCUGAUCUGCACCGUGACUGGAGGGGGUCCCCUUGGCCCUGUGAAGUGGCUGAAGGGCUGGGGCAGUGGCAGUGAGACCAUUUAUGACCAAAAAGAACACUCCUCAUUCCGUGGGACGAGGGCAGUGAAUGAGUCCAACACAGACUUCACCAUCCUCAUCAGGGACGUCCGCCCCGAGGACACCGGCACCUAUUACUGUGUGAAGUUUCGCAAAAUAACCGCCAGCGAUGAUGAGUUGCAUCAGCGUGGCGAUGGCACGGUGGUGUCAGUGCUCGGGACUUCUCCAUUUCCCAGCGUGGAGGUUGCAACUGCCGUGCUCUUCUUCCUCCUCCUUAUCUUCAUCCUCAUCUUCUGCGUGUACCACAAGAAGUGUCGGGGUGAGGGGCAGAGCCAGGGUGCAGCCGGGGCACCCGCAGGUGGCUGCUCACCCAUCCCCGUCCUGUCCUGUGCAGGGAGCCCGGGGACCCCCAGCAGCAAUGUCCGGGAUGCAGAGACCCCGAGGCCACCCCAGCAGCAGAGCAGCGAGCAGAAGGACAUCCACUACGCCGACCUGCAGCCCCUGCGCGAGGCGCCACAGCGCAGCCAGAGCCCUGGCACCGACCGCUCCGAGUACGCCAGCAUCAGGGCAGCUGCCAAGUGACGCACGGCCCCGCCACGGCCCCGCCGGGGGCUGAGGAGCCAGCGCCAGGGGAGGAAACCGAGAGGUCCCUGAAGGGCACCAGAAAGAAGAAGUGUAUCUGUCUGCACAGCACAGCCGGCCCAAGAUCGGCAUCUGAACCUCAAAGCUCUCCUAAUUCAUUCCCAUCUCGGUGGCUGUGCCAUGCAGGGGGAGGCUCGGUGCCCGAGCUGCCCUGCCCGGGCUUGCAGCAGCCACCCCGGGAGCCAGCAGCCACCUCGAGUGCGGGAUCGGGGCCCCGUGCUGGGCAGCUGUGCCUUGUGCGAGCCAUGUGGUGCCGAUGGCUCCGCGAGGACUUCGUGCACACCAAACUCUGCCAGAACAGGCCACUGGAACUUGCCCUGCUCGGUGGAUCCAUGAUUUGUGUAGUGCCUGAGCCCGUCCUCAUUAAAGCCUGCUAGCAGCCGUGCUGCCCAGUC
Anas platyrhynchos (mallard) is the source of this 1307-nucleotide messenger RNA. Its product is annotated as signal-regulatory protein beta-1. The record is from RefSeq and is a predicted model, not a curated record. Lineage: Eukaryota; Metazoa; Chordata; Aves; Anseriformes; Anatidae.